Messenger RNA from Brienomyrus brachyistius, 523 nucleotides. Its product is annotated as 40S ribosomal protein S26-like. Gene Ontology annotation, molecular function: structural constituent of ribosome; mRNA binding. The record is from RefSeq and is a predicted model, not a curated record. Lineage: Eukaryota; Metazoa; Chordata; Actinopteri; Osteoglossiformes; Mormyridae. Gene Ontology annotation, biological process: translation. The transcript has 4 exons. Gene Ontology annotation, cellular component: cytosolic small ribosomal subunit; ribosome. Bases 103 to 450 code for a protein of 115 amino acids.
AUUUUCUUGAUUAUUUAAGGCUAGAUUUCGUCGGCGGAAGAAUAGCAGUAUAAGAAGGUCGGUGCUGCGGUUUACGGUCCUCUUUCCAGCCUCCUGUUCAAGAUGACCAAGAAGAGAAGGAACAACGGACGUGCUAAGAAGGGCCGCGGCCACGUCCAGCCCAUCCGCUGCACCAACUGCGCCCGCUGUGUCCCGAAGGACAAGGCCAUCAAGAAGUUCGUUAUCCGGAACAUCGUGGAGGCUGCGGCCGUCAGAGAUAUCUCCGAGGCCAGUGUCUUUGACUCCUAUGUUUUGCCGAAGUUGUAUGUGAAGCUGCACUACUGUGUAAGCUGUGCUAUUCACAGCAAGGUGGUGAGGAACCGCUCCCGAGAGGCUCGGAAGGACCGUACCCCACCUCCGCGCUUCCGGCCCACUGGUGUCGCACCAAGAGCUCCUCCAAAGCCAAUGUGAUGCUGAUUUUUUCUCGAAGAUCCUGAGCACAUUUACAGGAAACCUUGAGAAUAAAUGACACCUAGACCUUGAA